AUUUACUAGCGGUGGGUAUGAGCGGAUAGAAGAAAGUAAGGACUAAACGGGUAAUUUACGAUAAAAAUUUAUAUAAACUUAACCGCUAAGUCAAGCCAAGGUGAGAAAAGAAAAUUGGUAAUUUUGUUGUUCCUCAAAAGAAGAAAAAAGAGCAAUCCCCAUCAGUCUAUAUAAGCUCCCAAAGACUCUCCCUUUCUCUUUACCUCUCCACCAUGGAAAUCUCAGCCCUCUUCUUCAUCAUCUUCUUCCUCCUCUCACCCAUCUCCAUUAAAGCUCAAACAACAACGACAACUCAUUGCAGCCAUGGCAGCCCAUCAAUCCAUCUCCCUUUCACCUUCAACCUUUCAUGUUCAUCAAACACAACAAGAAUCCACUUCAAAUCCUAUGAUUCUCUAUCAAUCAAAUCCAUUUCCUACGACCAAAAACGACUCGAUCUUAUAGACCUCAAUGGUUGCGUUCAUGGCGCGUUUCUCAAACUAAACCUCACCCUAACCCCAUUUCGAUACUUCUACGUCGUUCGAGAUUACAAAUACCUCAAUUGCACGUCGAAAUUGUCGUCGCCGUCGCCACCGAUACCGUGCUUGAGCCGACCUCGAGAUUACUAUGUAUAUGUGGUGAGGGAAAUGGAAGAAACACCAAGGUUUUGCAAGGAAGUGAAGAAAGUGAAGAUCCCAUUUGAGUAUAGCCCUUAUCUUGAUGAUGGUUCUUUUGGACUUUCAUUAAGUUGGGGACCUAAUGAAAGAGGGUGUCUUUAUAAAGCACCUAAUUAUGAAGUACUCGGAGUUAUCUUACUUGUAGCUAUAGUGGUAAUAUCAUCGAUGGUGAUCAUAAAGAUUUGUCACUCAAAAAAACAAAAAAUUUUGAAGGAAGAAGCUCAGAAAAAGGUGUUUGAGCAUUCGUAUGAAGCACUAAGGCCUGGAUCAGAUGAAGUUUCUGUUUGAGGUUUUGAUCGAAAAUAUACGUUUUCACGAGUUGAACUAUGUUUAAAUUGGAUUGUAAAUUUUUUUAAAGUUAUUAUUAAUACUAAUUUUGUUUAGUUUUAUGUGAA
Messenger RNA from Cucurbita pepo subsp. pepo (vegetable marrow), 1048 nucleotides. Lineage: Eukaryota; Viridiplantae; Streptophyta; Magnoliopsida; Cucurbitales; Cucurbitaceae. The record is from RefSeq and is a predicted model, not a curated record.